CCUCGCACAGAAGGUGGGGAGGAGUGGGUGGCUGUUCCAGGAAGGGGAACGAAGCGCGAAAGCGCGAGAUGGAGAUCUGCAAUAAGAGGCUUAUCAGGUAAAAUUACUGAAUAUGAGAGAAAGGGUAUUGUUGGCUCUGAUAAAUCUUUCAGGGUGAGUUCAGAUCACAUUUCAGAAAUUGUUGGGGUUAUUAGGAGUGGCGGAGAUGACUUGGGAUGUAAGUUAAAUUUGAUGGGUAUAAGUACUUCGGUUGAAUCCUUAAGUGGGAUAUUUGGGGGUUUGAAUAGUGAAGGAGUAUCUGGUUUGCGUUUGUUUGCUUGGGCACGUGGUAUGGAUCCUAGUUUGUGUGAUAGUUCUGAUGUUUGUAGUUUAAUUAUUGAUAACUGUGGUUGGUUGGACGAUUAUGGGACAAUGUUUCGCCUGUUGAAGGAGUUCAGCUCGAGACAAAUAUGCCUCAAUGAGAAGGCUUUUGGAUUCCUACUUUUUUUGUGUUCCAAUAAAGCUUCAAUGUUGGAAUCUACAAGAAGAGUGGUAAAUCUUUUAAAUGAAGUUGGGGGUUCCUGUCUUGGUUCUGGCAUUUGCGGAUUGUUGAAGAUGCUUUCUAAGCUGGAUUUAUUUGAUUUGGCUAAGUUUGUGAUGGAAAUAACGGACAGGAGGGUGCCCUACUACAAUAUUUUGAUUCUUGAAAUUUGUCAAAGAUGCUGUUUUGAAGAAGCACACGAUAUGAUUGAAGAAAUGAGACAAUUUGGCUGUGAUCCGGAUUCCAGAACUUACAACUAUCUGCUUAGUUCUUUAUGCAAGCAUGAUAGAACAGCUGAAGUUUUGAAUGUUUUCCGAGAAAUGCAAAACAAGGGUUGCCCUCCUGAUUCUUUAACGUAUGAGAUAGUUAUCUAUUUCUUAUGUAGGCUUGGCAAGCUGGAUAUUGCAGGUCAUUUUUAUGAUAUGAUGGUGUCUAGGGGUCUUGAACCUCGACUUGCAACAUUCACUACCCUCAUCGAGGGUUACUUCAAAUCAGGACAGUAUGAGGACGCAUAUAAUUAUGUUGUUGCUUCAGGUGACAAGUUUUGGCACUCAGGCAAUAGGAUUUACAGCUUUCUUGCGGACCUCUACAGGAGGAAAGGACAUCUCAUGACUGCAGCAAAAAUACUCAUUGAAAUGAUGGAUAAGGGUCUUAUUCCUGAAUUUCCAGUUUAUAUGACAAUUACGAAGCGGGUCUACAAGUGUGGUGGGGGACAAUUAGCAAGUGAUUUAAAGAGAAGGUUCACUAGGUUGAGAUAUAAGGGUGAAGUAUGAUGACAUAAUAGUUUCUUUGAGAUUCUGUGAUAUUUUUGCCCCUUCUUCCUAUGUAUGUAUUUUUGUUCAAUGUUCUGUGUCUAGCCAUGUAAAUUAGAAUUUAGGAGAGGUUCCAACAAAAGAAAGGAGAAUCACUGCUAGAUUUUGAAUUAGCAAUUAAGCUUGUAACAUAUUUUCAGUAGGAAGUUGGUAGAUUUUCACUUUUAUUUUAACCUUUUCUGUGAUUGCUCUUUGGAUCCAUUGAUGUAAUGAAAACCUUUGUUGACUUAAUACGGGAAAAAAGAUAUCAUGGAAAAGACAGUUCUCUCAA
Diospyros lotus (date-plum) is the source of this 1603-nucleotide messenger RNA. Its product is annotated as pentatricopeptide repeat-containing protein At4g31850, chloroplastic-like. The transcript has 2 exons. Gene Ontology annotation, molecular function: protein binding. Lineage: Eukaryota; Viridiplantae; Streptophyta; Magnoliopsida; Ericales; Ebenaceae. The record is from RefSeq and is a predicted model, not a curated record. Bases 232 to 1293 code for a protein of 353 amino acids.